Molecule: messenger RNA, 171 nt
Organism: Sphenostylis stenocarpa
Lineage: Eukaryota; Viridiplantae; Streptophyta; Magnoliopsida; Fabales; Fabaceae
Source: the annotation of a GenBank genome assembly
CAUAUUCUCGAUCUUCAACAACAAGUUCAACUCUCUGAAGCCAAAAUAGAUGAUCUUUGCAAAUCUCAAGCUUCUCUCUGUGAAGAAUUUUCAAGAUUGCUCACUACUUCCCAAAACAUUGACAUGGAUCUCAAAGAUGAUUUGGUUAAGCUCAACGAUAACACCAAAUAA